Stegastes partitus (bicolor damselfish) is the source of this 1904-nucleotide messenger RNA. RefSeq names its product MAGUK p55 subfamily member 7-like. The record is from RefSeq and is a predicted model, not a curated record. Gene Ontology annotation, molecular function: protein binding. Bases 1 to 1788 code for a protein of 595 amino acids. The transcript is spliced from 16 exons. Lineage: Eukaryota; Metazoa; Chordata; Actinopteri; Pomacentridae.
AUGUCUGGAACAGAGUCUCACGUCGACAGAGAAGAGGACUACAGGUUCCUCCACAGCAUGUUGAUGGAGAGGAAGAUUCACAUGCUGUUCAAGAUCCACGAGCGGCUGAAGCGUUUCGAGAAGCGAAGCCCCGCCCCGGUCCGGGAGGACUCAUCCAGUCUGGCCUUAGAUUUGGCAGAGGAGCUGAUGAACCAGGGCUGGGGGGAUGAAGUCAAAGAGCUGUUUGCCCUCCUUUCCAAACCCCACUUUAAGACUCUCUUGAGUGUCCACGACGCUGUGGCUCAGAGAGACUUUGAACCUGCUCUGCCACCGGUACCUGACGACGCACUGGACGACGACGAGGAUUCGGUCAAAAUUGUCAGUUUGGUCAAAACAAACGAGCCCCUGGGGGCAACAAUUAGGAGGGAUAAAUCCACCGGGGCAAUUUUUGUGGCACGAAUCAUGAGAGGAGGUGCAGCCGAUAAAAGCGGCCUGAUCCAUGAAGGAGACGAACUUAAAGAAGUGAACGGCGUCUCACUGGAGCACAGGAAGCCAAAGGAAAUCCUUCCUCUACUGGCUCGCUCCAAGAGUGAAGUCAAAUUCAAAAUCGUUCCUGCAUUCUGCGAGGACGAAGUGCCAACAGAUAAAGAAAAGCUGUUCGUGCGGGCUCUGUUUGACUACGAUCCCAGCGAGGAUCCAACCAUCCCGUGCCAGGAUGCGGCAGUGGCCUUCCAAAGAGGCGACGUCCUCCAGAUUUUGAGCACCGAAGAUGAGACCUGGUGGCAGGCCCGUCGCGCUGAGGACAGCGACAGCCGGGCCGGGCUCAUCCCCUCAAAGGAGCUGCACGAAAGAAGAGUGGCGCUACAGCGACCCGCAGCCCUGUUCAAGCCUCGGACAGUCAAACCACCAGGUGACGAUCCUGUUUUUCCAGUCACGGAGGAUGUCGACUACAGAGCUAUAACGGGGAUCCACGUUGCUGGUUUAAGAAGAAGUUUCCGACUGGGCAGAAAGAGCAGCUGGGCCAAAGAAGCAGCUCGGUUCAGGAGGUGGAGCGCUGGGGUGCAUGGCUCCAUCUGUCCACCUACCUACAUCGAGGUGAUCCCCUACCACAGAGAACCAAAGGACAGACACCGUCUGGUCGUCCUGGUUGGGCCCAGCGGCGUUGGCGUUAAUGAACUGAAGAGGAGGCUGCUGAUCUCCGACCCCGACCGCUAUGGCGUCACUGUGCCGUACACCACCCGUGAGAAGAGGAGGCAGGAAAGCGAAGGGGUGGAUUAUCAUUUUGUGUCAGUUCACAUGUUUGAAGAGCACAUUCUGGAUCAUAGGUUUAUAGAGUAUGGGAGUCAUGGAGGCCACUACUAUGGCACAAGUCUAGACUCUGUGUACAGGGUGAUGGCCGAGGGCAAGGUGUGCCUCCUGGAUGUGCAUCCUAGUAAAAUAAAGCGAGUGUACACGUCUGAAUUCAAACCAUACGUGGUGUUCGUGAAACCGCCGCGCAUCGAGGAGCUGCGCCUCACCAGACGGAGAGCUAAAUUCGUCUGCGAUGAAGAGGACGCGGACCCGGUCCGGGUCUUUUCAGAGGAGGAUUUUGUGGACAUGAUUGACUUGGCUGAAACCAUGGAGACCCAGUACGGUCACCUGUUUGACCAGGUGAUUGUUAACGGAGAUAUCGCCACAGCAUUUAGAGAAGUGAGGGCCGACCUCGAGAGGAUCUACGAGGCAGAAGUCCAGUGGGUUCCUGCAGACUGGACUUGCUCCCCGCCGGCAAAAGCAAGGAGAAGCUGCAGUCAUUUGGCCGGCUGGAUUUGAGCUGCGAUCCCUUAUUCGGACAUCGAAAUGAGCAAAUAAAUACAUGUUAAUAACACCUACAUUAUGUUUAAGAUAUAGUGUUAGAAUUCAACACCUUGAGCGCUGAAUUUCUGUCA